AUGCGAGACUUCCCCUGGGCGGCAGGAGGCACGCGUCUAGAGAAUGCUGGAGCUGCAGGAGGGAAGUGCCCAGUGCAAAACCAGCGAGGAGCCAAGAGAAAAAAGGCAAGCAGACAGCCAGCACUGAGAGGAGCGGGUGGCAGGAAGCGCUUCGACGCUGCCUCUGGCGGCACGAUCCCCAGGGGAACUUGA
Pseudopipra pipra is the source of this 192-nucleotide messenger RNA. RefSeq lists its product as uncharacterized. Lineage: Eukaryota; Metazoa; Chordata; Aves; Passeriformes; Pipridae. The transcript has a single exon. The coding region runs from base 1 to 192 and encodes 63 amino acids. The record is from RefSeq and is a predicted model, not a curated record.